GUGUUGUUGAGGUGUUUCAGCCAUGGCUCCUCGAUGGAGUUGAUGUCGAACACCGCGAAGCUCGUCGGAGGUGGGCGGUACACCGCUGCUGUGGCGUCGAUACCCUUGGAGGAGGCACACCCCAUUUUUCGAAUGCUAAGGAUCACUCCUCCUCACAGUUCCAACAAAACAAUUCCCCAACGGUCCAAUUUCACAUGGGCGCCGCUAGGAUAAAAAACAUGGAUACAAAUAAACAAACUAGUCCAAGUAGGAGACAGUAACGUGCCAUGACACACAAUGAGGACAAAUUUUUGGUAAGCACAAGGGAUUUCAAACUUGAAAUAUCAAAUAUAUAAAGCUUGGAACCAGAGCUCUCAAUUGAAAACAUUGAAGUGAAGUGAACCAUCAUUGAAAAAUGGGGAAUUGCUCUAUCAAGGGUGGUACCACUGGAGAAUGUCACCACUCUAUCCGAGUUCUCAGUGACAGUGGUGUCAUUCUACAAUUCAAAGAUCCUAAAACAGUUGGCCAAGUGCUCCAACAGUACCCUGGUUAUGGUGUUUUCCUCCAGGGUCAUGCCUCAUCACCUUUGCUGGAGCAUGAGAGCUUAAGCUAUGGUCUUCUCUACUAUCUUCUUCCACUGAAGAAGGUGCAGGUGGAACAAAAAAGUAGCUGCAGUGAUGGAGUUUCAGUGUCUGAUUAUGUUGAGAAUUUGUCAAAUGGUUCAGCUCUUGAAGUGCUUCCAUCAGCUCAGAAUGGGGUGUGGAGAGUGAAGUUGGUGAUUGAUACAAGGCAACUUGAGGAGAUUUUGUCAGAGCAGGUGAAUACUGAAGCUUUGAUUGAGAAGAUGAGAAUGGCUGCAACUACAUGCUCUGCUACUAGCCCUGCCAGGAGCAGCAGAACCAUGAGCAUUUGGAAAGUGGGGUGGAAGCCAACACUCUUCAAUGGAAAAUCUUGUAAGAGCAUUACUGCUGCAGGAUCAAAUUUGGAUUUGGGUUCUUGUUAAGGAGAGUGUUUCUACCUAUGGAGAAUGACUCGAUGACCAUGAGUAUGUUAGGUUUCCCUAGCAACAUGGUGUAUGAACUUGACUGUUAUCAAAUAUUGUUUAGGAAUUCUAGAUACAUCUAAGCUAACUGCUACUACUUUAGGCUUUCAUCUGUGAAUAUGUUUGGACGACUAGUCUAAAUAUCAAUAUAUGCUCUGGAUGUAAUGUAAGGAUUAGUAAACACUUUUCAAGUGUUGGUGGUAUUUCUAGAUUUUAUUUUCUGUUUCUUA
Molecule: messenger RNA, 1251 nt
Organism: Lotus japonicus
Lineage: Eukaryota; Viridiplantae; Streptophyta; Magnoliopsida; Fabales; Fabaceae
Exons: 2
Coding region: 395-982 (195 amino acids)
Source: RefSeq, a predicted model, not a curated record